AUGGGCAUAGCUGGCCUCUGGAACAUUCUGAGUCAGAUGUCAAAGGGCUUAAACCGCGCCGACUAUCUCAACAAGAAGACGGUCUCGGUAGAUAUUUCUGGCUUGUUGUACUCUUACUACUAUACCAGCUCAGAUGAAGAGCGUAAGAACUACCAUGUCCGCGCAACCUUUCUAAUUAUCACACGCAUACUGUCACUGGGCUUGAUGCCUGUCUUUGUGUUUGAUUCUGGGGCCCCGCACUGGUUGAAGACCGAGGAACUGGAGAGGCGUCGAAGCGCCGAAGCCAGUUUGAUCAGAAGCACUAAAGGUGAAGCAGACGCGAUUGAUGCUGACGAAUAUCGACGACUUGAGACGGAAGCGCUUGACGACAUUAUGGCACACUUUUCAGCAUCCCAUGAGCAAAAUACCCUUCAAGAGAUGACUUCGAAAACUGUAUCGGAUUCGUUUGUUCCUGAGCAUUGGUCAGAUAGUAGUAGGGGGGCAGUCACUUCCUUCAUGAGGUGCACUGCAUGCCCUGAGAUUACCCCUAUAAAUUUUGACCAACCGGAGCCCUCUUCUACCGCCUCACACUUCGCUGGUAUAAAUGCUGCCUCUGAAGAAAAAGAGAAAGAGGAUUCAUAUGUUUCUGACUCACUAGAGUUUAGGGCUGACUAUAACUAUGAAGGAACAAAGCACUUGCUAUCACAUAAGCUCCGCUUUAACUCUGACGCCGUCUCUGCACAGUUGGAAGAGUACGCAAGUUGGCAACUGCAAAGACGUCUUGCAGUGUCUCAGAUGAAUGAACAGGUCUUUACAGCUAUUAGACAGCAAAGGGAUGCAGCGCGCUUAGCUUUACUUACAGCCAUGUCUCCACAUAGAUCAGUUAAGCAGACACCAACCAGCAAGGCAGACGUGUCGCCAAUGCAGCGUAGUAUAUUCAGUGCAUCAAGAGACGCUGAAGAGUACUUCUCUACCCUACCCUAUUCCAUCUCUGACAGAGAUCCUUCGACAACUGAAGCUUCACACCCGGCCCCUUCUUUUGUAGCACCAUCGUCACCUCCUGGGCCUGGCUGGAGAGAAGAGCUUAGUGGUUCACCUGCAGCUCAAGAGAUGGAUGCCAGCGCUACGUGGAAUCGUUCCACGAACAAUCAAUCUUACAUGAAGAAACUUAUGAAUUCUAGUACUGCUGUGGGGACAACAUUUUCCUCGUUUGUCAACCAAUCUACUGAAUUUCCCGAGGUGGGCGUAUUCAAGGUAGGCGUAUAUAAAAUGCACAAGAGGCUUGCGGGCAAUACUGACUCCUCUUCUGUAUACAAGCCUUUAACCGAAAGGGUGAUAGCAGAGGUCUUACAAAUAGCUAACUUGUUCAAGGUUCCAUGCAUCAAGUGCAAGCCUGGCUAUGAGGCUGAACAUGUAUGUGCCCUUUUAAACUCUCAUGGUUAUGUGGCAGCUGUGUUGACAGAAGACUCGGAUGUCAUAGCCUACCGCCCUGUUCUGGUGCUGCGCCUCUUUGGAAGACUGUCCAGCAUCCAUGACGUCUCUGGCUUCCAAUCCAUACGUCAGCGAGAUAUCUCUUUGUAUUUUUCAAGCGAUGAUAUUAUCUUCCUUGCACUAAUUAUGGGAUGCGACUUUUGUGAUGGUAUUCCUUCAUUUGGAUAUGUUCACACUUUGGAGCUACUGCUGUAUUUGAAGUACUUUGCUCCGUUGGAUGAUCCAGCUCAUGAGUUUCACACAGUCUCGAUCCACAAGUUGAUAGACAGAUUUCGUCUGUACCUCUCAUUUAAUGGCUUGGUUGUCCACCCUGGCACUGCAGCAUCACAAGUUAAGAAUCACGAGGAGUUUAUAUUGCAUGCGCACGAGAUUGCUGUUAAGCAGAACUGGGAUAAGAUUGUCGCAUACAACGGCCAGGCAUGCUUUCCCACCUAUUUUCCAACUGAUCACCAAGCACACACCUUUCUGCGUGAGCUUGUGCAGCUGAGGCCUGUGCUGAAUCGCAGGCUGUGGUUUAGAAGGGAGCUUCUUUUGAGGAAGUUACAACAGAGGGCCUCCCCAGGUUCGAGCAGCAAUGGCUUACUGAAAUCUAUGUUCGCAAAGCUUACAUCCAGAUGGGACGCCGUGAUAAAGUUGUUUAGUCAACAUGUCCCUGUUGAAGAGGCAUGUGUGCCAAUCUCUAUGGGAGGAAGAACCGUUGAGAGUCUCAUACAAAGGGUGAACGUAUUUAGCCAGCAGCAUAUUGCAGAACAAUUGGACAUGCUAACCGAGGGAUCAGAUGGGUACCGGCCCCGAAUUGGGGAGGAGCUACAAAGGCUGCUUAGACUUCCGGCGCUUUCUAUCCAGGCAUGUCUGCAGAGGACUCGCACGUCCUUUGUGAAGAACCGCGAAGAUAUCAAUCGAGUUCAGAUUACAGAACUUCUCAGCACUGCAAUACGGCGUGGGAACAUCUUCAGCUUCCAGUCUCUAGGCAAACGGGCCUUUCAAGCCCUACGUGCCUUAUUUGUACUCAAGACGAUUUAUAGUUAA
This is a messenger RNA of Giardia duodenalis, 2499 nucleotides long. Its product is annotated as Flap endonuclease XPG family protein. The transcript has a single exon. Gene Ontology annotation, molecular function: 5'-flap endonuclease activity; 5'-3' exonuclease activity. The record is from RefSeq and is a predicted model, not a curated record. The coding region runs from base 1 to 2499 and encodes 832 amino acids. NCBI's taxonomy places the organism in Eukaryota, Fornicata, Diplomonadida, Hexamitidae.